AUGGCUCUGGAGCACGAAACCCCACCUGCAGAUGCACCGCAGGCGCCCGUCCCCGGCGCCCGCCCAGGCGACUUGGAGGCCGGCGCGACCAUCUCGAAGCAGCCCACCCGCGCGUCGCUGCCCUCGCGCCCCAAUUCGAUGCAUUCGAACGAGCAGGGCGACGGAGCUGCCGAUGGAGACGACACUUCAGAAUUCCCUUGGGGUCCAUCGCACCCGUGCUUCCCGCACCCGAACCCACAUGUACCGCUCAACACGCCGCUGUACGACACCACACGCAUCAUACGGAUAAAGCGCGACUGGAUGGUCAAGGGCGACCUGGCACCCACAUAUGCCAAUCUCUAUCCUGAGAUCCUCGACCCGCUCAUUUCCGAGGAAGACUUUAGGAAAAUAGUACAGCGGGUCAACGACGCUUUGAUAGAAGCAUUCGACCCCUUCACUUUCAGGGCGUGGCUGGAUGCCGUCAUGGGUGUGGCUACUUUCUGGCUGUGGGACGACGCAGGUCUUACUAAAGUCAAGCGGAAGUUGGCGGAGCUCGAAGGUUGGAUAGAGAACUGGAAUAGGGUCCAUGGCGAGAAAGAGGGUGUGAGAAUCAUUCCACUGAGGCGGACGGGGUAUUUGACUGUGCGUAACAACCCUAUACCUACUACGUGGGCGGAGAUUAACAUGAACCAGCUCGACAUCCAAAUCCCAGAUCCUCACCUCGGGCCGGACAACGGCACGGCCUCUCGACCCAACACACAUGGAGAUAGCUUCCAGAACGGAGCUCUGCCAGAGCAAACCUACCCUGAAACGCCCACCUUCCAAGUCCACGCAUCCUCCUCCCCCCAUUGCCGCGGAGAGCUAGCAUCGUCGCGUGCAGUCGUUGUCGGGGCAUGA
Molecule: messenger RNA, 876 nt
Organism: Didymosphaeria variabile
Lineage: Eukaryota; Fungi; Ascomycota; Dothideomycetes; Pleosporales; Didymosphaeriaceae
Exons: 1
Coding region: 1-876 (291 amino acids)
Biological process (GO): peptidyl-L-cysteine S-palmitoylation; protein targeting to membrane
Cellular component (GO): endoplasmic reticulum palmitoyltransferase complex; extrinsic component of endoplasmic reticulum membrane
Source: RefSeq, a predicted model, not a curated record